AACUGGCGUUGGAAGUGCACGAAUGCAGAUAAAACGCAAUGGGAUUCUCGUAAACAAAUCAGCUGUGUAGGAUUGUUUUUCUUUGAAGUGCCAGUGACCCCAAAAUAUGACAAAGAAAGGCUUAAUUUGUUUACACUAUUAUAUUAUGGUAUGAUCGAGGCUAGCGAAAUUCUGGAUCUUACCGACGGAAACUCUGCCGAGCGGUCAAACGAUGACCAGCACGCUCAUGGAGCUAUCCUCGGUUCGGGGCAUCCCCUUCUACCCGGCAGACAAACCACCCAGAACAUUUCAUCCCUUGUCAGUAUUCACGACAUUGAAGAAAUGACACCCAAUGAUGAGCAGAAUGCCUCGUCUAUGGUGGAUCAGGAUGUGAAAGAUGUCAAGAUUGGGUUUGAAGAGCUGUGCCCCGUCUGUGGGGAUAAAGUGUCAGGAUAUCACUAUGGGUUACUUACAUGCGAAAGCUGUAAAGGUUUUUUCAAAAGAACUGUACAGAAUAAGAAGGUUUACUCAUGUGUGGACAACAGGAACUGUCAGAUAGACAAAAGUCAACGCAAGCGCUGUCCUUACUGCAGGUUUCAGAAAUGCCUCAGUGUUGGGAUGAAACUUGAAGCUGUCCGGUCGGAUAGGAUGCGUGGUGGACGGAACAAAUUUGGGCCUAUGUAUAAAAGAGAUAGGGCACUUAAGCAGCAAGCAGCCCGGCAAGCCCAUGUCAUACAUGGGUCCUGUGGGGACAUCCCCUUAUUAACUAAUGGAAUGAUGGGUGGAGGGACGCCUGGUUCCCCGGAGGAUGUUAAGCCUGACCCUUUGCUGCUGCAGGCCAGCCUUAGCUUGUAUUCAGGCACCAUAUCAACUUCAACUACCUCUAACCUUAUAUCAGGUCUCAUUCCUGGGCUCAACUGUGUGUCUGCCUCGGCCGCAGCACCCUCUUCGUCUGCAUCCACAGGUGGGGGGCACAACGGGUCCUCCUCCCCGCCCACUGCUCACCCCCACCACAUCUCACACAACAGCCAUCAAAACAGCCACCAGAGCCUCGUGCCUAUGACAGCGUCUCAGGGCUUCUCAAACAGCUUUGUCCACAUCCCCACCCUGGCUGUGCCUCAGCCCCAGAGCCCCAAGUCUCACUACUCACAACAGCACCGUCACCACCACAACAGCCAGCUGCUACAGCAGCAACAGCACAGCCCUCUGGGCCGGGGCGACCAGAGCCCGGUCGGACACCAUCACCAACAACACCAUGUGCAGCAGCAGCAGCAACACAUGCAAGCCUUAUCUGAUAUUCAGAUGCAGUCAGGGCAUGGUCAGAAUCAGCUUCAUAACCUCAUGCCCCAGCGGAGACACGCCAACAACAACGGCGCUAACAGCACCUCCGUCAGGGCUGGUGGACAGGAGAACGAGCCUCACUUUCCUCCGACGUCUUCUCAAGCCAGCCCAACUGUGAUAGAGGCUCUUAGAGCUUUCCAAAUACAGAGCCCCAAUAUUGGGCUAGACAGAUCUGUGUUAUCACCUCUCAUAGCGGAAAUCAAAUCUACAAUGGGCGAUGAAACCGAGGUUAAACACAAGAUGCUAACCUUCAUGCAAAAUGAGCUGUCUCAGACCGAUAUCUUGUCCAGUCCAGAGCAAUUUCUUCCAGUUUUGUGCCGGAUGGUUGAUCAGCUUUUGUUCCUCAUGGUGGAGUGGGCACGCAAUUCUUCAUUUUUUAAAGAAAUCAAGGUUGAAGACCAAAUGAAACUUUUACACAACAGUUGGAGUGAAAUUCUUAUCCUAGACUUCAUCUAUAGACAAAUUCAUAAUAUUUGGGGGAAAGAAAUCAAUACGCCCAAUGGUCCAGGGAUUGGGUUUGAGAUUCUGGACAAGCUUGGAUUAGGUGACGUCAAGGCGAAAGUGUUUGAGCUGAUCAAGAAAGGGAGAGAGUUGAAGAUGGACUUCAAUGAAUACAUGUGCCUUAAGUUUCUCAUCUUGCUAAGCCCUGAUGUUUCCAGUCUAGAAAACCGUAGUUUCAUAGAACAAAGCCAAGAGAAGGUUAAUGCCGCACUGUUCCACUACUGCCUGAUGUGUUACCCAGAAAUGAGUGACAAGUUCAGUCAGCUUCUCAUGCGGCUGCCAGAGAUUAGGCUCAUCUCCAUCAGGAUGGAGGACUUUCUUUACUUCAAACACAUGAGCAAUGAAGUGCCUGACCAGACUCUACUCACUGAGAUGUUGCACGCCAAAAGACGAGGCUAGCCUGCGACAACAUGGCCUUAUGAAGUGUACUAAGAGAGACAACUGCCUUUUGAUGUCGGGGCUUGUCCGUAGUAAAGGGGACAGUGGUAUAAGCAGCUGCUGGAUGCGACCACAUUUCUCUUGCGUUGUUUGAACUAGGCUAUACAGACCAAAAGUAUUAGCACUUGUAGCCAAAGGGUUGCUUUUUGAAUCAGUGGGUUCAAGAAAUGUAACUUUGUGCCAAUACAUAACAUUUUGUUGUGGUUGUUUUUUUUUUUAAUCUAUUUUUUUAAUGGUAAAGAAAUGUGCAUGAAAAUAUUCCAUUUAUCAUCAAACAUUGGUGAAUAUUUGAAUUAUGUGACAACAUUGAGUGACUUUUGACUUAUGUGAUUUUAUUAUGAUCUACUUACUGGGAUAAGUAGUUCCGUGUAGUCAAGAGUACUAUCUUACUCUUGAAGCUUAAAUCACACUAUGAUACUGAGCAUUUUACUACAGAUGCAUAGAAAAAUUACAAGAAAAUUAUGUUGUUACUUAAGGUUAGGUUAGACAUAGACUUGUAAGAAAAGUUGUUUGUAUGCAUACGCUAAACUUUUAACUUUUUUUUUAUGACUAUUCCCUGUUUACAUACAACAAAAUAUGUAUUAAUAUUCAUAAUACUAAAUCUAAGGGAAGAAGUUUUAGUAUAAAAGAUUAGCUUUUAAACAUUUUUAUAAAAAAAAGUUUGUUUAAUGCAACCAUUAGAGUAUAGACUUUUUACAAGCAAUACAUAAAAUUAUAUAAGGGGGGAAAACUGUACAGCAAUUAAAUGGCUUAGAUGUGCAUAAUGGACAUGAAUACUGAUGUAGAUGUAUUCUUUUCUGCACAAAUCUGGAAACAUCUUUUUCUCUUAUUCAGAAGUUUAAAACACUGGCUCGUUAGUGUAUGUCUGAAAUCUUACUGUAUGCAAGUUUGUCUAGAAAAGUUUUGUUUGGUGAUGAUUUGUAUUUAGCUAACUCCAAACCCAGAUCUUUGUCAUUGUAUUACCAAAAUAUCCAAUAGCUUGACAUGUUCAUCAGAUUCAACUGUAUGCUUUAUGUCUUAUUUACGGGUUUUCUCUUAAAGAAUAUCCUGUGUGAUACAAUGUUUACCGUAUAAACAUAGUAACAGAUUAUACUGAGUGGAAAUACAAUUUUGUUGAGAGGUUAAUUGAUUACAGAGAUGUACAUUUAAUAUAGAGGAUUACCUGUUACAUAAUGAAUGUAAUAUAUCAAUUGAAAUGCAAGUUCAGUAUCAAUACCAGUGAAUUUUUUUUCUCCAGUGUAUGUAUUUAUAAGUGAGUGCUUGUUGAGCUUGUUUGCUUGUGCUGGUCAAGAGGAAGUUUUCAAUCAAGUCACAUAUGUCGUCUUAAUAGGCUUGUUUAAGCCAUUUAUUUAGCAUUAGUUUUUGGUUUACCCGUGCUAAAGUAAAAAGUGUAAAUCUUUUGCAAGUCAAACCAA
Physella acuta is the source of this 3674-nucleotide messenger RNA. RefSeq names its product nuclear receptor subfamily 5 group A member 2. Gene Ontology annotation, molecular function: zinc ion binding; RNA polymerase II cis-regulatory region sequence-specific DNA binding; nuclear receptor activity. Gene Ontology annotation, biological process: tissue development; hormone-mediated signaling pathway; regulation of transcription by RNA polymerase II. Gene Ontology annotation, cellular component: RNA polymerase II transcription regulator complex. NCBI's taxonomy places the organism in Eukaryota, Metazoa, Mollusca, Gastropoda, Physidae. The record is from RefSeq and is a predicted model, not a curated record.